ACUUGACGUUUGGGCGGAUUGUCAUCCAACUUUUUCUUGGUGAUUUGUAUCAAUGCCGGCUCCAAAGCGGUUGCGAGAGUUGGUGAGAGACAUUAGAUCUGCUCGAACUGCUGCUGAAGAACGGGCAAUUGUAAACAGGGAGUGUGCUUUAAUUAGAGAUAGUUUUCGGGAAGAAAAUAACACUUACAGAUGUCGUAAUGUGGCCAAAUUGUUAUACAUUCACAUGUUGGGUUACCCAGCACAUUUCGGUCAGCUCGAAUGCUUAAAACUGGUUGCUUCUCCACGUUUCACCGAUAAAAGAGUUGGUUAUUUGGGCGCAAUGCUUCUACUUGAUGAACGAACUGAUGUACACCUUCUAGUUACAAAUUCCUUAAAAAAUGAUUUAAAUCAUCCUACUCCAUAUGUUGUUAGUUUGGCUCUAUGCACUUUGGGAAGUAUAUGCUCUGCUGAAAUGAGCAGAGAUCUAGCCGGUGAAGUUGAGCGACUAAUACGAUCAUCAAAUGCUUACAUAAAAAAGAAGGCGGCAUUAUGUGCCUUUCAAAUAAUCCGAAAGGUACCUGAUCUCAUGGAAAUGUUUAUACCAUGUACACGUUCUCUUCUUUCCGAAAAAAAUCAUGGAGUCUUAUUGGCUACCAUUUGUUUAAUUCAAGAAAUGUGUGAACGUAGUCCGGAUACUUUGAAUUACUUUCGCAAGCAAUUAGUUCCAACACUAGUACGUACUUUGAAGAAUCUCAUUAUGACGGGUUAUUCCCCUGAUCACGACGUUAAUAAAAUAAGUGACCCAUUUCUGCAGGUGAAAAUACUGAGGCUCAUGCGUGUUCUAGGUCAUGGUGAUAAAGCUGCCAGUGAAGCAAUGAAUGAUAUUCUAGCUCAAGUUGCUACAAAUACUGAGACGAGUAAAAAUGUUGGUCAUGCGAUUCUCUAUGAAAUCGUGUUAACAAUAAUGGGAAUAGAAUCAGAUCCAGGAUUGCGAGUUCUUGCCAUAAAUAUUUUGGGUCGGUUUCUACUAAAUACUGACAAAGACAUUCGCUACGUCGCUCUCAAUACUUUGUUGAGAGUUGUGCAUGCUGAUUCUAAAGCUGUACAGAGACACAGAUUGACAAUAUUGGACUGUUUGAAGGAUCCUGAUGUUUCGAUACAAAGGCGUGCUAUCGAUUUAUGCUUUGCAUUAACAAAUCAUACGAAUGUUUGUUCAAUGGCCAAGGAACUUCUAUUUUAUUUACAAAGUUGUGAUAAUGAAUUCAGAGGAGAUGUUUGUUCAAAUAUCUCAAUAGCAGCCGAGAAAUAUGCUCCAAAUAAAAGGUGGCAUGUAGACACCAUGAUGAAAUUGUUAACCACCGCUGGAAACUAUGCUCGGGAUGAUGUCGUCUCAUCUCUGGUUAGCCUGAUUUCUCAAAAUCCUAGUCUACAUGCGUACGCUACCGUUCAGCUAUUCAGUGCUAUGAAUGGAGCCAUGUCUCAACAACCUUUGGUUCAGGUAGCGUGUUGGACAAUCGGGGAAUAUGGUGAUUUGUUGGUUUCGCCGGAACCUUCUGAAGAUAUUCCGAACCCAGUUACUGAAUUAGAAUUGAUUGCUGUGUUACAGCGUGCUCUAGUUAGUGUGACAUCGACAGUGCAAACAAAACAAAUGGUUGUAAACACACUUGUUAAACUAACCACCCGUUUUACUCCAACACAUUUAGAAAAACUAAAAGAGCUCAUUAGGUUUUAUUCGACUAAUGUGAAUCUGGAGCUGCAACAGCGUUCUGUUGAAUACAGCAAAAUUUGCUCGCAACCUUUAAGUAUUCGUAGUGGUUUGCUUGAUUGUAUGCCAGUACUACCAACAAAUGCUUUGUCUGGAACUUCGAAUCCAGAUAACCUGAGUCGUGGAAUUAAUGAAGGUGAUGGUGUCGAAACUGAAGAAGGUAACAUAGGAGCUGCAAAAACUCUGUCAGUUAAUGGCUCAACUAAUCAAUCUCAGUCGCUUACCAUUUUCGAUUUAUUGGGUCCAGAAAGCGAAUCGGAUUCUCACAUGAUCUACUCUUUCUUCUUUGGAAACUUGUUGGAUUAUCAUUUCUGCAUCAAGUUUUAAUUUCAUAGUUCAGGCAUAAAACAGAAUCUCAGGAUGAACAGAUAGAAUUUCACUCCUUUUGAUGACCUACUUGUGCUUCGUUCAUCUUUUAUUGUAAUAGCUCAAAACGCAACCACGAAUCAUUCUGAUACUGGGACUAAUUUACUAGAUCUUCUUGAUGUAUUUGCUCCAUCUGAAAUGACAGUGUCUAGCAAUACUCAAAAUGCAACAGGAUUUUCAAGUGAUUUAUUUGGCACUAAAAAUGGUUUUGGUGCCCCUAUUAUUCAGCCUGCUCCUCAGCCUUCUGUCUUGGAUUUCAACUUUGUCAAUGAUUCUGGUCCAGGUUUGACAAAUCAAGUCCCGUCAGUUCCUUCCAUCACGAUAUACAAUUCGAAUGAGAUAAGAAUUGUAUUCAACUUCGUGCCUUCCGCUGUAUUAGAUGGUCAUUUUAACAUAAUUACUAUCCAGUUAGUGGCAACUACUACGAGUCUUCAGCCAAUUGAUUCUUUUGAAUUCCAGGCUGCUGUGCCCAAAUCUUGCCAGUUACAGCUUUUUCCACCAUCAUCUAGUUCUAUUUUAUGUGGCCCUAACUCUACUCCACUAACACAAGUGUUGAAGCUUAGCGUUCCACCGAAGGUACGUCCACGUAUGAAGAUUCGUUUGCAGUUUGUCAAAAACGGUGAGACAAAAACGGAUGAGUUUCAACUCGACGAGUUCCCACAAGUAUUGUGGCAGUAAUAUUUGGAUAAUUCUCUAUGAACUAAACAAAACCAUUCAUGAACCCUCAAGUCUAACCCAAAAUAAAUGGGGAGUUAAUCUUAUUCUGGCUGUGCUUAAUCGUGUAUUUCUGCGAAAAUAAUUAAUAUGUUGUUUUUUGUUUGUAUAGAAUGUUAUGUGUACCCAAGACUGUUUAUUGAAACUGCCACAGUGCCUCGAUUGUUUCUUGUUAUCAAUUUUCCACCAGCUCCACAUCAUAAUAUCAUGUAACUCGAAUUUUUGCAUAUCGUUCCGGCAAGAGUAACAAAUAAACGCGAUAUGCAAAUUUUCACUGUCUUGCUACUUCUGAUCUUGGGAUAAAUUUGAUUUCUUUUAUCUUUGAUACACUUGUUUUUGUUUAUGUCAAAAUCUCAUGUUUUUGCAUCUUAUUUGUCUGUUUCAUCAUGUUUAAUGGUUUCUUUUGUAUCAGAAGUAUUUUAUUUUAACUGACAGUUACAGGUGUGCGUACAAUUAAUAUUUCAACAUUCCGACUGUUUUCAUGAUCAGAUGUAACAGACUAUUCCUUUGGGUAAAAUAAAGAUUGACUGAUCGACUACUUUUCUGAAAAGUAUCAGUUUGAAUCGGAAUUCAUUGUCAGUUACUCUCAUGAAUUCUAUUGUGUUUGCUGAUAAAACUUUCCAUGUUGAAUCAGACUUUCUUUUAUGCACGAAUAAUAUUUUGAAUUCUCCGUAUUAUAGUCUUGUUUUUUCUGUGAUGCAAUUAUUCUGUUCAUUAUUUUACAAUUAAUUGGUUUAAAAAGGUAUAUUAUUGUGAAACGUAAAGUUCAAUAUAGGUGUUCAUUCUGUUUUUUCAAUUAUAUUGUUUGCAUGGAAUUACACCUUGUAGUUAUGAGUUUA
Molecule: messenger RNA, 3663 nt
Organism: Schistosoma haematobium
Lineage: Eukaryota; Metazoa; Platyhelminthes; Trematoda; Strigeidida; Schistosomatidae
Product: AP-1 complex subunit gamma-1
Exons: 16
Coding region: 53-2071 (672 amino acids)
Biological process (GO): receptor-mediated endocytosis; Golgi to vacuole transport; intracellular protein transport
Cellular component (GO): Golgi apparatus; AP-1 adaptor complex; membrane coat
Molecular function (GO): clathrin-cargo adaptor activity
Source: RefSeq, a predicted model, not a curated record